CAACCAAGAUCUUUACCGCAGUUUUUAAAACAGCGAAUCAACAUCGUGUAAUUUAAAACAACCGCCGUUCUGACCACGUGCGGCGUAAACCUGCCAUCGGUGGCGCUUGAAAUCCUCAAGAGGCAACUGAGUCAUGUCGGUUUGUCAUUCAUUGUGUUUUUUCAAAUUGUUGGUGUGAUUUGCGUUUAUUUGAGUGUUUUUUUGUAAAAUCUCGAUCUUCAAGACAACAGCAGCUUGCUGUAGUGUGUAAAAGUGGACGGUUAUUCAGUAACGAUCUCUUUGGGAAGACGUAACGGGCAUUUUUUUAAAUAUGUGGACCACGGACCUGCUUGCGUUCAGCACCUUUAACUUUGACUGCUGCAAAACAUUCUUCGAGAAGCAAGGAUGGACGUCAAAGCAGAUGUCAAAAGGCUAUAAAUUCUUUGCUGAAGGUUAUGUUCACAACCUGAAAGUUUCUGGCUUGCAUUUGUGUGCACAGUGUUAUCGAAGUCAAAAAAAAAAUGAAAAACCCCAUACAAUGAAUAUGGUUUUUGAAAAGACUGAGGAAGAUUUAAUUUUAACUGAUUCACACUGUACAUGUGAGGCCGGAAAGAGCAGGUCAUGCAAUCAUUUAGUUUGACUUGGAUAUCAUCUCCAAGAUUUGAUUUGUAGAGGGAUCACUCAAAUGGAAAAUGUUACAUGCACCUCACAACCCAUGAUAUGGAACAAACCUAGAGGGAAAAAAAUUUUGCCGGAAAAAGUCAUUGACAUACCAUUUUACAAUCCGUUGAACUGUAGGAGGAAGAAGUCACCGAUUCACUGUAAGCGAUUCAAUCCACUUAGACAUGAUGAUGCAUUUCUAAACAAGAGGGAAAUACUGAAUCUUACUGAGGCUGUCAAGUCAUCCGUCUUGAAGAUUGGGUUUAGUUAUUUAAUAGGCAACCCUUCCACAGAAACUGUUACAUUAUUUGAUAAUGUAUCAGUCCCUUCUAAUUCAGUAUUGGGAAACCAGUACAACCCAGAAAGGCAAAGGAACAAUCUAGACAUUUGGAGGAUACAAGAUGAGAUGCCUAUAAAGCUACCACUUGAUAAUGCUGAAGCAAAAAAUGUUUUAUUGAGUGAACCACCCAUAGAUGUCAUUGAAGAAAUUUCUUUUGACAAAUCUUAUGAAAUAGAACGAUUAACAAGACAACAAGCUUCUUCAGCACCAUGGUAUAAUGAGCGAAAAUUUCGUUUAACAAGUUCAAAAUUUGGGGAAAUUUGCAAAAGAAGAAGCUUCAAUGCAGAAUAUGUAAAGAGCAUUUUUGGGAAUAAUGAUUUGUCGAAUGUAAAGGCAAUCAGGCAUGGGGUGGAAAAUGAAGAUGUGGCAAAAAAAAUGUAUUUGGAGGAAACACGAAGGACAAUGUAUAAGUGUGGCUUUGUAGUGCAUCCAUUUGCUAGUCAUCUAGGUGCAAGUCCUGACGGCGUUGUAUUUGAUGAAGUUCAUGGAUAUGGACUUUGUGAAAUUAAGUGCCCUUACAGCAAAAAGUGGGAGACGAUUAAGGAGGCGGCAAAAAUGAAAAAUUUCUGCUUAGCGUUAGAAAAUGGCCAGACAUACCUAAAAAGGACCCAUAAUUAUUACUAUCAGAUACAAGGGCAAAUGUUAAUUACAGGACUCACUUGGUGUGAUUUUGUUAUUUUUUUAAAAAAUACAAGAGAAUUAAUUAUAUAUUGAAAGAAUUUAUUUUGAUUCUCAG
Molecule: messenger RNA, 1715 nt
Organism: Zophobas morio
Lineage: Eukaryota; Metazoa; Arthropoda; Insecta; Coleoptera; Tenebrionidae
Exons: 4
Coding region: 665-1693 (342 amino acids)
Source: RefSeq, a predicted model, not a curated record